This is a messenger RNA of Hemiscyllium ocellatum (epaulette shark), 2022 nucleotides long. RefSeq names its product leucine rich repeat containing 17 (gene lrrc17). Bases 308 to 1567 code for a protein of 419 amino acids. NCBI's taxonomy places the organism in Eukaryota, Metazoa, Chordata, Chondrichthyes, Orectolobiformes, Hemiscylliidae. The transcript is spliced from 4 exons. The record is from RefSeq and is a predicted model, not a curated record. Gene Ontology annotation, molecular function: protein binding. Gene Ontology annotation, cellular component: plasma membrane.
CACACCAACUCGAUUCCCCUCCCCCUUCCUGCAUUAUUCAGUCUGCUGCUCUGCACUAGGAUUGUAAACCACACAGUUUCUACUAAGAGUAUAAAGUUCUGAAGACUAACCUGAGUACAACCUGAAAUGUCCAGGUAGACGAGCUUGUGGCAGCCCUUCCCUGUGGCAAGACUGCCUUGCAUGGAACAAUUGGUUCAAGUCUGUCCAAAACCCAAAUCAUUUGAGGCUAUCUUAGUUUUCAAGUUUCUUUGGAUUCUAGUAUAGUUUCAAGUCAUCAGUCUGUUGCUGGAAUCAUCUGGAUAUCAGGAUGCAAGUAAUUAGGAUUAUAUUGGUGCUACUCCUUUGUAGAGCGGUAGAGUUCGUGAAAAUUAAGAAUGGCAGCCAUGGAAACAGAAUGAGGGACUGUGGCAAGAAAUGUCUCAAAAAGCGCUCCACUCAUGUCAAAAGAUUUGAUCAAUUCCUAAGCACCAUAUGCAGUGAAAGUUUGCAUGAAAAUGAAAAAAUAAUGGAUUGUCAAGAUAAGCAACUUAUUACAAUUCCUCCUAAUUUGCCAAGGGAUGCUGUUCAUUUACAGUUAGCAGGAAAUAAAAUACAUAGGUUAAAGGCCUUGAUGUUUUCAACGUUAAAGAAGUUGAAGAGUCUCGACUUACAACGAAAUGCUAUAGCAUAUAUUGACGAAGGUGCAUUUGAGGGACUGGAUGAACUGACUACUUUAUUAUUGCAGCACAAUCAAUUACAGUUUAUGUCAGAGGAGGUUUUUGUGCCUAUCCCCAAACUAAAAUAUCUGCGCAUCUAUGGCAACCCUUGGAAUUGCAACUGUAAGUUGGACCAAAUGAUCACCAAGUUGCAGAUCCCUGGUCAACGAAAUCUAGGUAAUCUAGCCAAAUGUGAAGCUCCGAAACAUUUUGCUGGUCAUAAGUUAAAGACAAUCAAUGUGAGCAUGCUGUGCCAGGAUGAGAAUAAUGAUGAGCGUCCUUUACCGAUCCAAAAUACCGCUGACUCCACAAAAUGCAACAUCUACCUUUUCCCAAAGUCAAGAAUAGAUUGCCAAAAUAAAGGCCUAAUGAAAGUUCCAAUCGACAUUCCUGUUGAAGUUCUGGAAAUUGAUCUAUCCAAAAAUAAAAUCAGACAAUUGAACGCCAAAAACUUCAUGAAUUUUAAUGAAUUAGAAACAUUAAACCUCAGCAGCAAUGCAAUAGGAUACAUAAAUCCUGCUGCUUUUGCUGGUCUUUUGCGCCUGAAGGAGCUGGAUCUAUCUUCAAAUGUUUUGCACAACUUUGAAUAUGGCGUCUUGGAGCACCUGUACUUUAUAGAGAAGCUGGUUCUUACUGGAAAUCCAUGGAGAUGUGAUUUUCAAAUCCACUAUUUGGCAUACUGGUUGCAGGUUCACUACAAUGUACAGUUUGAAGGCCUUGAAUGCACAAUGCCCAAUGAAUAUAAAGGCUGGACUGUGCAGAGGUAUAUCAAAAAAUAUUAUGAGGAUUGUCCCAAAGAAAAGACAAUAGUUGAUUUUGAUACAUAUGAUUCUGAUAAAUCAGAAGAAGAAGAAAGCAGAAGGUUACCCUAAAUAGUUGUAGCACAAAUAAUCCAUGCCUACCUAUUACAUAUGAACACAUAACUACACAUACAAAUAUGUAAUCUUAUUUCACAUAAGCAUUUAGAUAUGCCAAAAUCAGUUGCUCUAGCCCUCCUUGAAUAUUAUUACAAUAUUAUGGAAAAUGAGAGUUUCGGGUGUGCAUAUUCCAACUUUUUCAAGGAAUUUCACAGUUUUUUUUGUAAGGCAGGUGGAAGACAACUGAAAAAUACAGUGAAACCUCGAUUAUCCGAAGUCCUUGCACUGGCAGGUUUUCAUUCGGAUAAUUGAUUAUUUAGUAAAUUGAUUUGAUGUUAAACAAAGGAAGCUGCAUUGCCCAUAAUUGCAUUAAAAAGCAUGCUAACAGAGUUUUAUUUCAGUUGAUCACUAAAAUCUGUACAAACACUGCAUAUUGCUUAAAACUUCAUGACAUUGUCUUCACCCAGGGC